CCGGCAUUCACAAGGAAACUCGAAGAAAAGCGGGGCCGAUGCAAUCAACAGUCAACACCCGUUGUCGGGUUCCAUUUGCGAAAGUGCACUUGUUACAAUCAAUUGGCAAGCCCAAACGCGUCGUCGCGUCUGCUGCUCUCCGAACUUCGUCGCCAUCGAGGUUAGUUUACAACACCUCGGACCAAGCUUCACAAAUCUGUAAUGCUACUAGAAGCCUGCGCCACACAUAGCAAUAAUUCCCAGGCGGGACAGCUUGCGACACUGCUUCAGCGCAUUCCAAACACCACCAUCACCACCUUCACCAUCCAUCUCUAACACCGACGCCCACCUCAAUCACAUCCCAUCCGUCGCAAUCCUCUCCGCCAAGCGAGGCCAGGCCCGACCUUCCUCCCAUCAAAAUGGCCGACCCAAACAACCCACCACAACCAGCCCGAACCCCCUCAAAACCCUCUUUUUCCUCCCAAAUCCCCGUCCGAGCCACUCCCGGCCUCUCCGUCGUACCAGCUCUCCCACGAGCCUACACCCCCGGCCCCAACGCCCGCGCAUACACCCCCGGCGCCCGCACCCCCCGCGGCCUCCUCCUUUCCGCACACAACACUCCCAACCCCAACGCAACCCCGCACGUCCGCGCCGCCUACCGCGCCAUCGACUCCCGACGCGCCGCCAUCCUCACGCCUCACCACGCGCGCCGGCGCUCGUUGCGCGAAGCCCGCGAGACCCCGCGUAAUUUCCUGCUGCAGUUAGGCAAAGUCUUGGCGCCCAAGAGUGAGAGGAUCCCGAGUAGUAGUUCGAGUCCUGCUUCGGCGCUUUCUGGAUCUGCUGCUGCUGCUGCUGCUGGGGGAAGACAAGAGCAAGAGGAGGGGGACACGUCGGAGGAGUUGACCUUUGACAUAUCCACGCGGAGUAGGUAUGGAGAUGAGGACGACGAGGAGGAGGAGUUGCCUAAGAGGCCGAGACUCAGCUUGGGCUUAGGGGUGGGGGAUGGGGAGGGCGAUGAUUGGGAAGAUGAUGAUGAACUGCCGCAACCACAUCGGAGUGCAGGACUCGAAGAUCUGACGGAGAACUUUACGGUGCAGAGUAUCGAGUUGCCGAGACGGGUGGAUCCGGAGAAGGAUCAACAAAGGAUGAGGGAUUCGAUGGGGCGGUUGAGUGAUUUCCCGCAGCUACAGCAACAACAACAACAGAGUGAUGGGAUCGAUUCGGGGUUCUUUCCGCCUGCUGCAAUUGAUGAGGACGACUUUGGAAAUGCCGAGGAUAGGAUACCGGAUGAGUUUAGCAGGCUGGACUCGGACGAGACGAGGAGACGGGAGACGAUAGGUGGGGAAGGAGGGAUGGGGCUGCUGCUGGGAGCUGGAGGGAGGGAUAGUGAUUUCCACAUUGAGGUGCCGGUGGGGAUGGACGAGAGCACGUUUAUGAUUGCUUCGCCUACGAGGCAGUUUGAGAUGGGUCAAGCUGCUGAAGCGGCGGCAACAAGCGGCCAAGGUGGAGGUUUCGCGGAGUUGAUGGACCAGAGGAGCGACAGUUACGACAACAAUGACGAUGACGGAAAUGAUGUUGGACCAGCAUACGACGAUUAUGAUAACGACGACGGUAUGGCCAUGGAUCUGGAUAACAACCAAGACGACCAGGGCCAGGCAGGCUCGGAUGAGGAGAUGACGAGAUUAUCAGGCUACACACCAACGGCGGCGAGGGUAUCACUUUCAGCUUCGGCGGCGCGGGAGAAACUCGGAUUGUUUCGGGAAGAGGGUGGUGAACGAGGGGGCUUCUCCAAGAUCAAAGCCACCAAAAAGAUCUCCAAACACGGCAUCGAGUACACAUCAUUACCUCCGGCCAUGAUCAAGCGGCUGGCGCAAACAUUCGCCAAGACGAGCGGCGCGAAGGGAAACAUCUCGCCUGAGGCGCUCAAGGCAAUCAUGCAGGCUUCGGACUGGUUCUUUGAGCAGUUGGGAGAUGACUUGUCGGCGUACGCAAAGCACGCCCAUCGCAAAACUAUCGAUAUGAGUGAUAUGCUUACAUUGAUGAAGAGACAACGUCAAACCAACGCACAAACCACGCCGUUUGCCUUGGCGCAACGAUACCUUCCCAGAGAGCUCCUCCAGGAACUGAGGAUGACGCCGCCUGUUCCGGUCAAGAAGCGCCGAAAGGCUGCCUCUUCUAGCCGUGCUGGGGUUGGCGGCGAAGACGAAGAGGUGACGUGAGAGUGUUUGUUACCAUUGAUGUGUGACAAAGCAAAGCUAUCACUGCCCACUCACAAACUCAUGUUUACCAGCUCUUGUUCAUGCGAACGCGCUUGGUAAUCUGGUUCGCAGGCUUCUUGACCACGAGCCAGAACAUGAUGGAGGUGGCAGCAGCGAGACCGUACCUAAGUACCAGUUAGUCGGGCACUGAUAUGCGAUACCGCAGGGGUACGUCAAGAAUUGGAAGGAGGUGAAGCAUCGCUUAAGAACAUACCAAGUAAAGAUGUACUGCGCAUGGUUGUUGCGAAGGUUGACCUCGGCGACUCUACCGAUAGGGAUACCACGCGCCUCGUAGUCAUAGACGGUGAUAAUAUCGGGAACUGCGCACAAACAUACGUUAGUACCAUACCUAGCUAGAAUAGCCAUCAUACCAUUAUAGGACGCAGGCCAGGCCAGCCACGUCCAAAACUGGCAGAGAAGAAAACAGAGAUACCCACCAAUAGUCUGCUC
Neurospora crassa OR74A is the source of this 2687-nucleotide messenger RNA. It is a transcript of the gene cen-T, whose product is annotated as CEN-T. Gene Ontology annotation, molecular function: protein heterodimerization activity; chromatin binding. The transcript is spliced from 2 exons. Gene Ontology annotation, cellular component: Fanconi anaemia nuclear complex; FANCM-MHF complex. Lineage: Eukaryota; Fungi; Ascomycota; Sordariomycetes; Sordariales; Sordariaceae. Bases 399 to 2198 code for a protein of 599 amino acids. Gene Ontology annotation, biological process: resolution of meiotic recombination intermediates; replication fork processing. The record is from RefSeq and is a predicted model, not a curated record.